Molecule: messenger RNA, 4665 nt
Organism: Brienomyrus brachyistius
Lineage: Eukaryota; Metazoa; Chordata; Actinopteri; Osteoglossiformes; Mormyridae
Gene: rpap1
Product: RNA polymerase II associated protein 1
Exons: 25
Coding region: 280-4518 (1412 amino acids)
Biological process (GO): transcription by RNA polymerase II
Cellular component (GO): nucleus
Source: RefSeq, a predicted model, not a curated record
UGUGACGCAAUUCAACGGAAGUAGUUUUACUGCGUGGCGGAACAAAAUAAUCGCGUGUGUGUUUGUGAGCUUGUUGCUAAAAGACGAACUUGGAAUAACCAACUUACAGAAGUCAGUUGCGUCCGAGUCCGGUAUUUGUUAUGUUUAGUUACUCAAACGUUGAAGACGUAUUAUCCACUUCCAGCUAGUUCGGCGAAUUUUUUCGAAAUAUUUUGGUAAUAUCACAAGGCAGUUGUCAAGUGAAGAAGAUUCAGUAUAUUAAAUUGGAAACCAGGCGGCAUGUUGAGGCGUCCCAAGUCUGGGGACUCGGAGGCAGAUCUCCUGCGCGACCAGGAGCAGUUCCUAGCGUCCGGGGUUCCGCCUGCAGUAACGGUGGUACGUCGGCCCGAUAAGCGGAGAGGGGAUCCGGGAGUAGGAGACGGAGAGAGCCCUGAUACGGACGGAAUCAGGGAUGUGGUCACAAUAGCAGAUCUGCCAGAUGAGAUUCCUUCUCUGACCCCGACACCAUCCAAGAAGUCGCGCUUCAAGGCGAAUCGGGUGCGUUUUGAAGAUGCGGAUCCAGAAGCGGAGCUUGAUAGGUGUGACACUCAUGUCACCGCUGUUCUUUCAAAGAUCGUAGAACGGGACACCAGCACUGUUCCGGUCUCCAUACCACCUUUCACCAGUGCAGCGUUCCCCAGAGUCUUUCAUCGGUCAGAGGUGGAGGACAAGAGAAAAGGUCUGGGUCCAGGUGCACGUGGCAAAAAGAGCAUUUUUGCUCAAAAGAUUGCAGCUCAGAAAGCAAAAGAAAAGUCCCUCACUUCAUGUGACGACUCAGAGGCUCAUUGUCCAAGCCUUGGUGCUCAGGGGUCAGAUUAUCUACCUGGGGUUUCCAUGGAGACGGAAUCGCCCCAUUUAGGAUCUGAGGUACAUGAUGGAAAGGAGAUGUCUAGGCUGGUCUCUGGGCAGGGUCUAAGUCAGCAAGAUGGCUCUUCUGAAGCUCAGAAGAUCCAUGAGGAGAAUCAGGCUAAGCUUCAAAGCCUGCCUCAGAGUGAGGUCCUGGAGAUGCAGAAAACGCUGUUGGUUCAGCUAGAUCCCAGACUGGUAGACUUCGUCAGGUCUCAUAAAAGCCAGGGGCCCUCCAAGGUGACAUCAGCCCCUUCCCAGAGGGAGCAGCCUGGUGAGCAGACUGCUUCCAAGACCCUAGACCCUCUGGAGGAGGACAUGGAGCAUUUUGGGACUGAUUCUGUGCCUCUCCCUCCCAUUACAGAGCAAGACCUGCCCAUCCAGCCUAAGAAGGAGUGGCUGCACAUGAACAAACUGGAGCCAGAGAAGCUGGAGUGGAUGAGGGACCAGCCGGCGCCCAGGAAGCGGGGCACCAGGAAGGCCAUGCAGGCGCGCUUCAGUUUCGACGGGACCCUGAUCCCUCCGACGGAGGAUCUGCCUACGCACCUCGGCCUGCAUCACCAUGGAGACGAGCCAGAGCUGGCCGGCUACUCUCUGCAGGAGCUCUUCCUCCUCUGUCGCAGUCAGGUGAUCCAGCAGCGCAGCCUGGCGCUCACCACUCUUGCCCACAUCAUUGCCAAGGCUCGUGCUGGUGACUUUGCCUGCUCCGUAAGGGGCAGUGUGCUGUCCACAUUGUUGGAUGCGGGCCUGGUCUUCCUGCUGAGGUUUGCCCUGGACGACAGUGUGGAGGGAGUCAUGGCAGCGGCAGUUCACGCCCUCCGGAGCCUGCUGGUGUCCCCCGAAGACGAGGAGUCUCUUGACAGCACGUUCUCAUGGUACCUCGGAAUGUCUGCGUUUCCGCUGCUGCCCUUUGCCCAGGAAGAGGAAGAGGAAGAUGAGGGAGACGUGGACUUGGAGGACACCCCAAAGGAGACGGCUAAAGAGAAGGAGGAGAAGAAGCCCGACCACGAUGUGGCACAGGCCGACGUCGUGAAGGGCCUGCUGAAGAUGAAGCUGUUGCCCAGGCUUCGGUACAUCCUGGAGGUGGUGUGGCCGCCCCCCCGCACGGUCCUCGAUGUCCUGGAGAUCCUCAUCCGAAUUGCCCGCCACUCCCCUGCCUCCGCCACCCAGGUGCUGGACUGUCCUCGCCUGAUGGAGACGGUGAUGUCACACUUCCUGCCCUGCUCCUGGACCCCACGUGACCCCCCCACCUGCCUGCAUGGACUGCCUGUCCCGGCGGCCAUGAAGCUCCUGCGCGUGCUGGCAGGCGCCGGGAGGCAUGCCUGUGCCCGGCUGCUGAACAACCUGGGUGGACGGGAGCGCCUGUCCCGUUUUUUGUCCAUGGAGCCCUGUGAGCUGCCGCUGGCACCGGAAGAAGCCCUGCGGAUUGGCACGGAGGCACUGAGGCUGUGGGCCGUGGCCGCUGGCUAUGGACAGGCCUGUGACCUGUACAGAGACCUCUAUCCCAUCCUGGUGAAGGCCCUGCAGUCAGUCCCCAGAGCGUGGCCCCCGACGAACCCCCUCUGGCCCCUGGAGCUGCAGCGGGCACAGGCCCUGGUAACACUGCUGACCCACGUGACCCACACAGCCGGCUGCCAUCAGGACCUGCAGGCUGCCCUGGCCAGCCCAGAAGAGUCCGAGUGCCCUCCCCCUCCCGUUGUGGAAUGGAGUCAUGUGACUGGCCUGCAGCGCCCCCUCUUGGCCUCAUUGAAAGGCUGCAUAAAGACAUUGGGAGACCCCAGUCGGAGGGAGAGCUCAGUGAGCUUGUUGCCGUCUCUUCUCCUGUACCAGGGGGCCUACUACUCCCAGCUUCACCUACAGAACUCCUUCCGGCCCGUGGAGUGUCUGCAGGAGCUGGAGGCUCUCACCUCGGAUGUCCUGCUCCCGCUGCUCUCCCAUCAGGCCGUGUGCAGCUUGAUCGAUAGGCUCCGGUCCUGCUCAGCUCUGUGUAACCCACUGUCCUGUUGCCCGAGCACAGAGGCAGUGGCCAGCCUGCCCGGGUUCAGGUCUUCUGGGAGAAGGCCUGCUCUCAGCCUGGCCAGUUCCAGCUCUCCGCUUCCCUUCCUCACCGCCCUUUGUUAUCUGCUGGAAGCUGUCACCAGAAUACACAAGGGGAUCGUCCACAAGUUCUCCAGCUUGCUCCUCUCCGACCUCAUGUCCGGCUACCUGCGGGCAUGCUGCAAGGCCACACCCACCCUGACCCCCUCCAGUGCCUGGCUGCUACGCCAUGAGCACCACCUGCUGUACCUACUUCUGAAGCUGGCGCACAGGCUGAUGCCCGUCAGCCCAGAGGUGGCCAAGCAGGCCAGCCUGUACCACCAGGCUGCUCUCUCCCUGCUGCCCUGGCUGCUGCCUGGCAGUGAACACAUGGCCCACGACCUCUUUUCCUCCAUCAUCUUUAACUCGGACUUUAUGCCGGAGGGGCGCUGUGGAGGCCCUGAAGCAGCAGAUUUAUCUGACCUGCAGCUUAAGGAGGGCUGCUGUCCCUCCCAGCCUCCACUGGGCCCUCUGCUGCGGGACGCUUGUGCCCAUCUCCCCUCCCUGCGUGGCUGCUACCUCACCCACCUGGCCUACAUGGAGCCGGCGGUUCUCCGCUCCCGGAACUUGCACCUGGGCCGGACCCCUUACAUUUGGUCCUGGUUCCUUUCUGAAGCCUCAGGCCCUGCUUUGCCCGCCGACUGGCCGUUCCUGCCGCUUGUCAGCCUAUACGAGCGCGUGGGUGUGCCGGGCGGGGGAGACGUGCGUGUGGAGUCCCUCCCGCCGGCCUCGCUGGAGUCCGUCACGCACUGCCUGCAGUGGCUGCUGCUCCUGGAGAGCUGGCGGGAGAGCUGUCUGGCAGCGGUCCUGCCGGCGGCUAAGCUGGCUCGCCUCUCCUGCCUCUUCCUCUGCUCCAGCGAUCUCUUCCUGGAGCGCCCUGUACAGCGGCUGACCUGGGCACUCCUGCGGACCCUUUGCCACCCGCGCCAGUUUGCUGCACUGGAUCUGGCAGCGCCACUGCCGGGCCUGGCCUCCUUCCAUGACCUGUACUCCGCAUUACUCUCCCAGUUUGAGGCAGUGUCCUUCGGUGACCCGCUGUUCGGCUGCUUCAUCCUGCUGCCCCUGCAGCGGCGCUUUAGCGCCACCAUGCGGCUGGCGGUGUUUGGGGAGCACGUGGGGCUGCUGCGUUCCCUAGGCGUGCAGCUGCGGCAGCUUCCGGUCCCCCUGGAGGCGUUCACCUUCCCCCCGGAGGAUUCCCUCCCCCUGUUGCGGCUGUACUUCCGUUCCCUGGUGACGGGGGCCCUGCGGCAGCCCUGGUGUCCCGUGCUCUACGUGGUGGCCCUGGUCCACCUUAACUCCUUCAUCUUCUCCCUGGAACCGGUGUCACAGGAAGUGGAGGCGGCACGGCAGAGUUUGCUACGGAAGACAUAUUACCUGACAGAUGAGGCUCUGAAGAACCAUCUGCUUCUCUUCAAACUGCCCUCUCAGCAGGAUGAGCUUGGCUUCCAGAUAUACGACUGCCUGCCCCCUACCCGUGCCCGGAGGCUGGAGAGCGUGCUGGACAUGGGAAAGGGUCAAAGCGAGGGGGCUCGCCAAGGAUGUGACGGUGUCCCAUGACGCCUCUGUCCCAAGCCAUCGCAUCUCAUAAGGGUGGAGUUGUUGGACUCUUGGUCAUUAAGCAAUCAGUGACCUCUGCAGACCUGAUGGUUUUAUAGUGUCAACCCAAGCUACCCAACAGGAAUAAAUACUUUUUUUGUACAUUUA